UUUAUUAUUAUUAUUGUCUUUAUAAGCUCUCUUGCUGUUUUUGGUCACUCUAGCUAAAGAUUUCCAAGUUCUUCUAUGGUUUUGUUGUGAGCAAGCAAAGAUCGACUUUAUGGUUGCUUCGGAGAUCAAAUCCCCGGUGAGUGUCGACCCCGGUACGCCUGGAGGUUGUUCUAGCUCCUCUGUGCAUCAUAGGAAGCAGUUGAGUGUCUUCUUCAUUGAAUCAGAUAACAGACGUCUGGCUCUUGGUCGUGGCUAUACCGGAGGAACCACUCCGGUUAACAUCCAUGGCAAACCCAUCCCCAAUCUUUCUAAAACUGGUGGUUGGAUUGCAGCUCUCUUCAUUUUCGGAAACGAAAUGGCAGAGAGGAUGGCUUAUUUUGGACUAUCAGUGAACAUGGUGGCGUUCAUGUUCUACGUGAUGCAUAGGCCUUUUGAGAGUUCAUCAAACGCAGUCAACAACUUCCUCGGUAUCUCUCAAGCCUCCUCUGUUUUCGGAGGCUUCUUAGCCGAUGCUUACUUGGGCCGAUACUGGACCAUCGCCAUCUUCACUACCAUGUAUCUUGUCGGGUUGAUAGGAAUAACAUUGGGGGCAAGUUUGAAGAUGUUCGUACCAGACCAGAGCAACUGUGGGGAGUUAUCAUUGCUCUUAGGAAAUUGUGAAGCAGCCAAAUCCUGGCAAAUGGUUUAUCUCUACACAGUUCUCUACAUAACUGGAUUUGGUGCUGCUGGUAUAAGGCCAUGUGUUUCCUCAUUUGGUGCAGACCAGUUUGAUGAGAAGAGUAAAGACUAUAAGACACAUUUAGACCGUUUCUUCAACUUCUUCUAUUUAUCGGUCACCUUAGGCGCAAUCAUUGCCUUCACUUUGGUGGUGUAUGUUCAAAUGGAACUUGGUUGGGGUAUGGCCUUUGGCACUUUGGCCAUGGCUAUGGGGAUUUCUAACGCUUUGUUCUUUGCUGGUACUCCGCUUUAUCGCCAUAGGUUGCCUGGUGGUAGUCCCUUGACAAGGGUCGCUCAGGUCUUAGUUGCCUCUUUCCGCAAACGAAAUGCAGCUUUUACAAGCAGCGAAUUCAUCGGUUUGUACGAGGUCCCUGGCUUGAAAUCUGCUAUUAAUGGCAGUCGUAAAAUCCCUCAUUCCGAUGAUUUUAUAUGGUUAGACAAGGCGGCACUUCAGUUAAAAGAAGACGGAUUAGAACCAUCUCCAUGGAAGCUAUGCACAGUAACACAAGUGGAGGAAGUGAAGAUUCUGAUCAGAUUGAUUCCAAUCCCUGCAUGCACUGUAAUGUUGAGUCUUGUCCUCACAGAGUAUCUUACACUCUCAGUGCAACAAGCUUACACACUAAAUACACACAUUCAACACCUCAAGCUUCCAGUGACGUGCAUGCCUGUCUUCCCAGGCCUCAGCAUCUUCCUCAUUCUCUCUUUAUAUUACUCUGUAUUCGUCCCUAUCACCAGAAGGAUCACUGGCAAUCCCCACGGUGCUUCCCAACUUCAAAGGGUGGGCAUAGGGCUAGCAGUUUCUAUCAUAUCAGUAGCUUGGGCUGGGCUAUUCGAGAACUACAGGAGACAUUACGCGAUACAACAUGGUUUCGAGUUCAACUUUUUGACCCAAAUGCCUGAUCUAACCGCGUACUGGUUAUUAAUCCAGUACUGUCUCAUCGGAGUCGCAGAGGUUUUCUGCAUCGUAGGCCUAUUGGAGUUCCUUUAUGAAGAAGCUCCAGAUGCUAUGAAGAGUAUUGGUUCGGCUUACGCUGCUUUAGCAGGCGGGUUAGGGUGUUUUGCUGCCACUAUUUUGAACAAUAUCGUCAAGGCCGCGACUCGAGACUCAGAUGGGAAAUCGUGGUUGUCGCAGAACAUCAACACUGGGAGAUUUGACUGUUUGUACUGGCUGCUCACGCUUCUAAGCUUUUUGAAUUUCUGUGUUUUCCUUUGGUCGGCUCAUAGGUACAAAUACAGAGCUGUUGAGUCUGAAGAAGACAAAAGCAGAGCACUUCUUUAAAGACCCCAUUUCUGUGUCCUGUUCUGCUUAUCAUUCUUUUUUGGAAAGACGGUAGUAACUGUGUCAUCCUAUUUUGUUAUUGUUUAAUCCGCUUAACGGGAUUGUUAAGAAGACCAUAAAA
This is a messenger RNA of Capsella rubella, 2117 nucleotides long. Its product is annotated as protein NRT1/ PTR FAMILY 6.1. Gene Ontology annotation, biological process: oligopeptide transport; transmembrane transport. Gene Ontology annotation, cellular component: membrane. The transcript is spliced from 4 exons. NCBI's taxonomy places the organism in Eukaryota, Viridiplantae, Streptophyta, Magnoliopsida, Brassicales, Brassicaceae. Bases 110 to 1996 code for a protein of 628 amino acids. The record is from RefSeq and is a predicted model, not a curated record. Gene Ontology annotation, molecular function: transmembrane transporter activity.